Paramecium octaurelia is the source of this 408-nucleotide messenger RNA. Lineage: Eukaryota; Ciliophora; Oligohymenophorea; Peniculida; Parameciidae. The record is from the annotation of a GenBank genome assembly.
AUGUUAUAUAUUAUCAAUGCAUAUCAAUAAGGAAAAAUACUAAAACUGCUUUACAUUGAUUUUUAAAUGAUUAGAAUCCCAUCACUCAUCUCUUCCUCAAUUUUCAAGUUAAUCUCUCUUUCUCAUUUCAUAAUGUAUACAAACCUUUUACUUUCUAUAACAUAUAAGCUUGCUUCUCCAGAUUUAUUACAUAAAGUCACAAUUUCAACAGGCAAAUUUUAUGAAUAAAAUUACUUGAACUCAAAGUGGCUCAUCUAUUCAAAAAUCUUCUGUAAAAGGAAUGAUCACACUAUUCUCCACUAAAUAAUUAGGUUUGCAAUCAAAAUUAUAUAGAUUCCUUAUCAUUUAUAUUAUGAUGCUGGAGAUUUUAUUUCUUCAUUACAAAUGGUAUUUCAACCAAUAUUGUGA